AUGCUGCUGAAAGUGUUGUUGCUCGUCCUUUUGGGUCUCGCCAUUCAAUUUGGAUUCAAAACUUUGUGAGUCGGCAUUUGAUUUAUCUCCUUUCAAAAGAGCCAUUUCCAGUUUGAUGUUCGAUAUCAACAAAAGAAUAUACAACCACAGACCCGGGGAGUGCAGAAAGAUUGAGGGACCGGGUAAGGAAAAGGACUAUCCCUCGUUCGGCUUUCAUCUUUUUCUUUCAGUGCAAGGAUCAGAAGAUAUUGCGUUGAUCGAGGAGAAACAGAUCGCAUUCAUCUCUUCUGGACUGGUCUACCUCCCAAAGGAUCCGUCUGAAAUCACGUGGAAAGGACAGAUCUUCCUGUACGACCUGACCCAAAGGACUUUCGAAGCAGAGGCAGUUCCGGUUGUGAAUCUGGAAGAUCCGGAAGAAUUCCACCCGCACGGACUGUCCUAUUGGAUACUGAAAGACGGGACCGUCCGUCUUUUUGUAGUCGUCCACUCGAAACGCUUCCAACAUUCCAUUGUGCUUCUCGAUUACGACGAGAAGAAGAAGCAGUUGAAGCACGUGAGAACUGUGAAGGACGAAAAGUUCGUCCGUCCGAACGACGUCGUCGCCACCGGAGACAAUUCGUUUUUCGUCUCCAAUGACGGAGGAGCGCAGACGAACGGCGCGAACGCCUUCGAGAUUCUCUCCGGACUCUACAAAGGAGGACUGGCUUAUUUUGACGGAAAAGUGAGUGAUCAUGCAUACUUCCUAGGAAUUUGAAUGUUUCAGAAUAGCCAAUACCUCCUCGAGAAUCAUGUUGCGAACGGAAUCAUUCUCUCGCGAGAUCGGAAGACGUUGUUUGUUUCCCACAUAAACCAAGAGACCAUCGGCGUAUUCGAAUGGGAUCAGAUGAAUGUGGCGAUCCGGAAGAUUUCGGAGAUUGAGACUCUGACUGGCUGUGAUAACUUUUACAUCGACCAGAAGGACCACUUGUGGUCGGUGAGUACAUGUGCACCAUUUUCCUUCGACUGAUUGCGAUUACAGGGAUGCCAUCCAGUCAUGAAGGACGCUCUCGUUCAUCUCGGAAACCACUCGGACCCCACCGCCUACGCGCCAUCGCAAGUGCUUCGUUUCACAUUCUCGCCAGACUUCAGAACGGCAGAAAUGGUCGAAGUGUUAGCCGACGACGGACGGUUCGUCUCGGCGAGUACGGUCGGUUGUUCGUUCGACAAUGGGAAGCAACUGCUGAUCGGAACCGUCCUUCGCAAUCUCAUUCACUGCGACAUCGCAGCUCCGUUAGAUUUUUACUAG
Molecule: messenger RNA, 1285 nt
Organism: Caenorhabditis sp. 36 PRJEB53466
Lineage: Eukaryota; Metazoa; Nematoda; Chromadorea; Rhabditida; Rhabditidae
Source: the annotation of a GenBank genome assembly